GGUAUGGAAUGGAGUUUGGCCGCCUUUCUUCUUGUGGCUCACUGAAUUGACGCAUUUUACGCCCCUCCGUUGGAGGUGGUCAGUAUUUUAGCCUUCGGGCCCGCUGCUUGUCUUGCCCUUCAUUGUGCUCCUUCUCCGUUAUAGCUGCUACUCUGCUUCUUAGUGCCAUUGUUGCUGUGAGUACUCCGCUUUCAAGAGCUCUUUUUGUAUUUUUUUUUCCAACUCCAUUGUGCAAAUGAAUCAGCAAGCCAGCCGGUUUGACUCCGACGAAGAGACGCCGGCGGCCGUGACGAAUGCAGCCGCAUCGAGCGUCAAUACGCUGCUGCCGUCCUCAGACCUUCCGCGAGACCUCACUUACGCGAUGAACGGCAAGGAGGAGUCGCUCGCUCUAGACGAGUUGUGCAGUAAGCUGAAGGCACGGUAUGAAGCCAUGACGUCGCUGCCGUCCUGCGUCCCGGCUGUGGUUUCGCUUUGUGUCGGUGGGAAGAACUUUUCGGUUUCGAGAGCCCUGAUCGAGAAGGACCCAGGAUCGGUGCUGUUCGUGCUCACGCUGGAGCACUUCGCACCGUCUUCGUCUCGAUUUCGCUCGACGUCGGCGUCUUCCCUGAGAGGUGGAAAACGCGACCGGGGCGACGUCGAAUGCGCAGCGUCGAAAGCGGCUGCGGAGACCGCCAUCGCCGUGCCAGAGAGAAUCCCAGAGACGUUCGGCAUGCUCCUCAACAUGCUACGCGGGUACAGGAACGCGAUUCCGGUGGAGUGGAUGGACGCCUGCAGAGAGGAGGCGGCGUACUACGGGCUGGAGGGCUCGUGGAACGCACGAUUUCACGUGCUGCCGACCCCGUAUUAUUUCCGCAACCCACUCCACAGCUCGAAGAUACUCUCCGAUGCUGUGCUGGGCGUAGCGAGCGACUUCUUGACUUCAGGGGAGCAGCACAUUGACUUCAGCGUGGUCCAGUGCGAUCGGGUCGGUGUGGGGGUGAUCAGCACCACAGGUGGCAGUUUGGAGGAGUUGGGCCCACAGACGCAAGAUGGAAAUAACGGUGCGUUUUACUGGAAUGACGGCAAGCUGUCUUUCUACAUGGGGGAGCCGCGCAUGGUGGAGACCGGCUUCCCCUUCCCUGCCGGCGCUCUUAUUCGUGUCGUGUUCGACGCAGACGAGCGCAUUAUUCGCUGGAUCGUGAACGGGGAGUACUGCGUGGCGAUAGAGCGUCUGCCUUCUGGGCGGCGGUAUGCCUUUAGCUCCAUUGCGUCACGCAGCUCGCAGGUGACGAUUGUGCCGCUGUAA
Leptomonas pyrrhocoris is the source of this 1285-nucleotide messenger RNA. RefSeq lists its product as hypothetical. The transcript has a single exon. The record is from RefSeq and is a predicted model, not a curated record. Lineage: Eukaryota; Euglenozoa; Kinetoplastea; Trypanosomatida; Trypanosomatidae. The coding region runs from base 236 to 1285 and encodes 349 amino acids.